AUGUGGCUUGGGCGAAGGCUCUGGGUCACAUGGUCCUUAGAGCGGAGGGCAAUGCGUGAGGCUGGUUUCACAGAGCAGCGACUACCUCCCGCCCCUUGCGGUGGAAGGAUAACGGGUCGGUGCCUGCCGGAUCCACAAUGGCCCGCUAGACUCUGCCAAUCGGACCUUCUCUUUUUGGGCUCUGUUUUCUUAUUGUUCAAGCAAUUUCUGCAGAAUGGUUGUUGGAUGGUGGGGUUAAUGGCUCAUUUACUGCUUUGGCUCCCUGAACGUUUUGGGUACAAGCACCAUAUUUUGCUGCGUUUAUGUGCUGAGCUUCACAUUGAAAUUCCUAAAUUGAUCGAUACCAUGUCUAGAAGGCGCCCUUGCUGUAUCUGCUUCUGUAGCAUAUACUUUCUCCUCGUCUGCUUCACUUUGUCCUUCCUCAUAUUCUGGCUCAUCUUCCUCCCCCAAGAGCCUAAAAUCAAAGUCACAAAUGCCUCUCUCACACAGUUCAAUUUUAACAACACCAACAACACUCUCAGUUACCACCUUGCCAUCAACAUCACCAUCAGAAAUCCCAACAAACGGGUGGGCAUAUAUUACCGCCGCAUCCAAGUCAUUGGCAAGUACCGAAAGAAGAGAUUUGCUCUUGAAACUUUGACCUCCGCACCAUUUUACCAGGGUCACAAGAACACUACAGACUUGCAAAAUGUGCACAUUCAAGGGUCACAGUUGGUGGAGUUUGGGAAAGGCGAGAUUUCCCAGUUCAACAAGGAAGCCGUUGUUGGAGUUUACAGUAUCGAAGUGCAGCUUGCUUUUCGGAUAAAGGCCAGGUUCGGCAAGUUUACGUCAGAAAAUUACAAGCCUCAUCGCACGAUCAGUUGUAAACUUAAGGUGCCAUUGAGUGUCAAUGGAACGAGUUCAAUUGGCUUCGAGGUUACCAAGUGUGGUAACAUUUAUUUCUUUAACGAUCCUAAUGCUCAGGCUUAUUAG
Argentina anserina (silverweed cinquefoil) is the source of this 972-nucleotide messenger RNA. Its product is annotated as NDR1/HIN1-like protein 10. The transcript has 3 exons. The coding region runs from base 1 to 972 and encodes 323 amino acids. Gene Ontology annotation, biological process: defense response to other organism. NCBI's taxonomy places the organism in Eukaryota, Viridiplantae, Streptophyta, Magnoliopsida, Rosales, Rosaceae. The record is from RefSeq and is a predicted model, not a curated record. Gene Ontology annotation, cellular component: plasmodesma; plasma membrane.